CUGCCUGAUCACAAUUACGAGUGCCUUGCGGACCAAUAGCACGUUAUUUCGUUUCUCUUCUCUGCAACACAGAAACGUACGAGCUCUGACCGUGUGUGGAGGUCCUCAGGCAGGCGCCGCCCUUUGUGGCUGUAGAGACAAGAUGGAGAAGAAGCUGCUGGGCGCCGCCGGGACGGACAACAUGGACCACAGCGGCGAGGACGACGAGGGACCCACCCUGUGGUCUGCAAUCCUCAGCGAAGUUUCCACACGUUCAAGUUCUAAAUUGCCAUCCGGAAAAAAUAUACUGGUGUUCGGGGAGGAUGGAUCAGGGAAGACGACACUUAUGGCGAAGCUCCAAGGAGUCGAAUACAAUAAGAAGGGGAGGGGGCUGGAAUACCUGUACCUGAACGUUCACGAUGAGGACAGAGAUGAUCUGACCCGCUGCAACGUGUGGAUCCUGGAUGGAGAUCUGUACCACAAAGGCCUGCUGAAGUUUGCCGUGUCAGGAGACUCGCUGGAGGACAGCUUGGCCGUGUUUGUGGUGGAUAUGUCCCGGCCGUGGGCCAUCAUGGAGUCUCUGGAGAAGUGGACCAGUGUCUUGCGUGAGCACGUGGACAAGUUGAAGAUGCCACCAGAGAAAAUGAAGGAGCUGGAGCAGACCAUGGUGAAGGCCUUCCAGGAGUAUGUGGAGCCUGAGGAGGCUGUGCCGCCUUCUCCACAGAGAAGAGGCCCUCCGGCUGGGACAGAGGACGAGGGGGUGCUGCUCCCGCUGGGAGAAAAUGUACUGACACACAACCUGGGCAUUCCAGUGCUGGUAGUUUGCACAAAGUGUGACGCCGUCACUGUGCUGGAGAAGGAGCUGGACUAUAAAGAGGAACACUUUGACUUCAUCCAGUCCCAUGUUCGGCGAUUCUGCCUCCAGUAUGGUGCUGCCUUGAUCUACACCUCCGUCAAAGAAGAGAAGAACCUGGACCUCCUUUAUAAAUACAUAGUGCACAAGCUGUUUGACUUCCAGUUCACCACAGCUGCCUUAGUGGUGGAGAAGGAUGCAGUGUUUAUUCCGUCUGGUUGGGACAAUGAGAAGAAAAUUGCCAUCUUGCAUGAAAACUUCACAACGGUUAGACCAGAUGAUCUGUUUAAGGACUUCAUCACAACACCCCCUGUGCGAAAGCUGGUACACGAUAAAGAGAUAAAUGCAGAGGAUGAGCAGGUCUUCCUCAUGAAGCAGCAGUCCUUGUUGGCGAAGCAGCCGGCGACCCCGACGAGAGGAACUGAAUCUCCGGCCCGGACCACGUCUGGUUCCCCUCGGCCUACAGGUCGCCCCGUCCCUACCAACGUAGCUAGCGUAUCACCAAUGACUACCGUGAAGAAACCAGAUCCCAACAUGAAGGGAGCAGCUGCUAAUGAGGGUGUGCUGGCCAACUUCUUCAACAGUCUGCUGAGUAAAAAAACAGGCGCUCCAGGAAGUCCAGGCAGCGCAGGGACGGGCGUGCCCGGCUCCACCAAGAAAACAGGGCAGAAGCCAGCUUUGACUGAUGUCCAGGCAGAGUUGGACCGUAUGACUCACAAAUCUGACUCCAUCGUAACGGCCAACGACACCCCAGAGUCAGAGCAUGACGCAGGAGCGCACUAACUCCUCGACCCUCUGACAGCACUCCAGAACAAAACAUGCUUAUCAACAUACAGGAGAAAAACUGUCAUGACCAAAAAUUCCCCCCUUGUGUGUGUCCGUGAGCAGCGAGUUUCAGCGAGCGUGCCGCGAUGCUGUCGUGUGCGUGUUGGCUCUGGUAUUGCCGGGGGGAGGGAGAAGGAGAAAUCUGAACAGAUUUGAAUACUGAGUUUUCUUUAUCUUUUUACCCCUCCAAACCCCCCCUUUUUUUUUUUUUUUUUUUUUUAGUGGUGAGGCAGGUUGAUGUGAUGCCCUCACGGGGAGGCGGGGGGGCAGGCGGAAACACCCUCCUGCUUCCUGUGCGUUACUUAUUGGAAGGAUGGCAGUGAUGUGAUUUACAAAAAAGAGAAGAGGCUAAAUCUAUUCAUUUAAAACUCUGUAGUACAUACUGAUGUAUUUAUAUGAAACAAGGCUUUUAUGCUGAUAUUUUCUUUCUCAGUUUUAUCCUUCAGACAUUAAAAUCUUCACGUAACGCGCUUAACACCACUGACGUCAUGACACUAAUCCAAGCAAACACUUACUGGUCCACGAGUGAAGGGGAGUACAAUCUCUCUUUACAAUGAGGCUGUAAAUAUACACACGACAUUUUGCUAUACAAGCUUUGGUUCAGUUUUGUAUGAAAUCAGUUAUUUUGACAAGUUAUGAAGAAUUCUCUGUGAUGGAGUGUGGCAGGUGUUGGAACGUGGAGUGUGAGUGUUGGAGGGUGGAGAGGUGUUGGUGAGUGUUGGAAGGUGGAGAGGUGUAUAUUGGCCAUGCUGAGAGAGAGGAAUGGUCCUGCCUGCCUCAGCAGUGCGUUGUGUGCUAGUGAGGGUUCUCCCCCACAGGACACCAGUGCCCCCUCGCCCCUAAACUAAUUUAUAUUUGUUUUUUGUUUUUUUAAGUAUUGCAACUGUGGUGGUGUUCCUGUUGUGGUUUAGGUUCAUUUCCAGUCAGGCAGUAGGGAAGCGUUUCUGUUGUUUUAUAUGUAACGGUGCCUGUGAAGAGGUGGAGCUGUGCGUUAAGUAUUAUGCUUGCUUCAAAUCUGUCUCCCUGAGAAGAAACUCCCCCCUUCACCUAGCACCCCAUGAUGUCAUCUUCACAUAGGCAGUGACGCAUGCAGUACACACAACCUGAUUUUAGUCAAAUGGAUUUUUCUGCCAACUUCCACGUUUGUUUCUUUGUGCAGUCAAGUGUUUAUCUUUUUGUACUUUCUACCUGAAGCCUGGUGAGGCUGUCUGUGUGAAACAUUCCGUGUGGGUGUGGGGGGGAGAUCGCCCUGGCAGGGGGAGGCUUCCCCUAGCAUGGCUGUCUCAGGACCCAUAUGGCCUCUCUGCUGUCGUUUAGCUCAGUACAUACACACACACACACACACACACACACACACACACACACACACACCCCCGCCUGAUGGCUAACGACAUGACAGUCACAGGUCUUGCCUCUGCUAAUGUGGCAUCUCCUCCAAUACUGUAUCAACUCCAACAUGUAAAUGCAAGUAAAAUCUUAAAUCGGACAUAUUUUCAUCUGCUGACGUCUUGUACUUCAGUGGCAGGGACUCCUGCGCUUGGAACCUUGACUUGUGGUCGAGAAGUAGCUGUGCUGCCUACAAAGUGACAGACGCAUCAUACAAGACAAAACGCAGAGAGCAAUCCUGUAACCAAAGAUGUGUGCCCAGCAGCUUCCAUCACCGCCCCUCCACAGUGCCCUCUACAGGCUCUGCUUCCACAUUACUGCUGAACAUCUCAGCCUCUUGUCUUUUUUUGCUCUUUAAGGCAAAAGGCUACAAAUUGUGCAGUCUUUUUUUUUUUUUUUUUUUUUUUUUUUUUUUUUGCAUGAAUUUAUUAAUGGUGGAAAAAGCCUCAUAUAAACCAAUUGGCGCUGAGUGAAGAGGAACCUCUGAAUAUCGAUGCUACGUCCGCUAACGCCCGCAUUCACACGGCACUGCUAAGCGUCUGGACAGUUAAGCACAAUAUCUUAGUUUGGACCACUCGCCCCUGGUUUAAGUAGCUGAGCACUUCUGUCAGUUCUGGCCCUGUAAUGAGCUCUAUCGCUGUCACCUACCUGAAGCCAACUGUACUACAUUAUAUGUGCUUUGUAAAUAUAUUUACUCAUGUUUACUGCAAUCUCACUGAGUUCUUUACGUUUGCCUUAGAGCUGCAGUUUUCUGCAGCGACGUUCUUGAAAACAUCGUUCCACUUUCUGAAGAACUGCAUUCAUUAUGGGAUUUAAAUGGUGUCUUGAAUUGGCACAUUCAGAUUUUUUUUUUUCUUCCCUGAAUUUGAAACUUCUCCAAGCUUUUCCAGAAAUUGCCUCCAAAUCUGAUCUCUAAAAAGAAAAAAGAGGACAAAAAGACGGUUCCCCAAACCAUCACACUACCUUGGGAACGCUGUUCCUCAGAGUUCCUUCAGUGUGUCAGGAAGUUCCUUUCCUGGACACGUGCUCUCCUCUGCACAUAAAUUAGCAGAUGAGAGUCUCCACAGAACCCAGAGUUUUUGGCUUGUAGAUUUUCACUUUUGGGUUUGUCACAUAUGCACCACAGUUACAAUGAACAACCGGUUUUGUAGAUAUUCAACCUGAGUUAAAGGUUGGCCGCUGUGCUUUGUAAUCUUAAAAUAUGCACUUCCCCUUGUUAAUGAAAACAGGAGCGUAACACUUCUGUGCUCAGUCUUUCUGUAUGUGAGCGUUAAAGACCUUCGUGGCCACAUGCAGGGCUGUGUUUGUGUACAGAUCUAUGGCUUCCAUCUUAUGCAGUAUGCGGUCAAAUGAACUCUCGCUUUUAGUGCCGAUAAAGAUAAGGAAACUUGUCUCUUUCAGUCAUGGCUUCAAUAAAACUCGACUCCAGACUACA
Molecule: messenger RNA, 4478 nt
Organism: Electrophorus electricus (electric eel)
Lineage: Eukaryota; Metazoa; Chordata; Actinopteri; Gymnotiformes; Gymnotidae
Gene: dync1li2
Product: dynein, cytoplasmic 1, light intermediate chain 2
Biological process (GO): microtubule-based movement; microtubule cytoskeleton organization
Cellular component (GO): centrosome; cytoplasmic dynein complex
Molecular function (GO): dynein heavy chain binding
Source: RefSeq, a predicted model, not a curated record